Beta vulgaris subsp. vulgaris (sugar beet) is the source of this 1616-nucleotide messenger RNA. RefSeq names its product probable diphthine methyl ester synthase. The coding region runs from base 252 to 1076 and encodes 274 amino acids. Gene Ontology annotation, molecular function: diphthine synthase activity. Gene Ontology annotation, biological process: protein histidyl modification to diphthamide. The transcript has 7 exons. The record is from RefSeq and is a predicted model, not a curated record. Lineage: Eukaryota; Viridiplantae; Streptophyta; Magnoliopsida; Caryophyllales; Amaranthaceae.
GAAACUCAGUCAGUUAGCCCUAGCACGCUGCACGCUCCCUCUCGCCUCUCUCUCCAAUCUCCAUCGACAUUCAUCUCCACGCUGAAGGAGAGAGUUCAGGCGACGCUAGCUUCAGGCCACCACGCUCCCGCACACCACGACAACGACGCUACUCCAAGCGACACUGAAAUCCCUCGCAUACUACCACCUGCCACUCAUUCUAAGAUUUGGGAGUUAAUAUUAUUGAGAAAUUUCAAUUAGAGUUGUAAAAGAUGCUAUAUAUUAUAGGAUUGGGGUUGGGAAAUGAGAAAGACAUAACAUUGAGAGGUUUAGAAGCAAUCGAGAAAUGUGAUAAAGUCUACAUUGAAGCUUACACUUCUCUCCUUUCGUUUGGGAUUUCUUCUGAUGGCCUUUCUAACCUGGAAAAACUAUAUGGAAAACCAUUGAUAGUGGCAGAUAGAGAAAUGGUGGAGGAAAAAGCGGAUUUGAUAUUGUUGCAAGCUCGUGAUUCUGAUGUUGCUUUCCUGGUUGUCGGAGAUCCAUUUGGAGCAACCACACAUACGGAUCUUGUCGUUCGGGCAAAGCAAAUUGGAGUUGAUGUCGAGGUGGUACACAAUGCAUCAGUGAUGAAUGCAGUUGGAGUCUGUGGAUUACAGUUGUAUCGUUAUGGAGAGACGGUUUCAAUUCCAUUUUUCACCGAAACAUGGAGACCUGACAGCUUUUAUGAUAAAAUAAAAAGCAAUCGGGACCUUGGUCUACAUACUCUCUGUUUGUUAGAUAUAAAAGUGAAGGAACCCACGCUGGAGUCCCUCUGCAGGGGUAAAAAGGUAUAUGAACCACCAAGGUUCAUGUCCGUUGGAACAGCAAUUGAGCAACUCCUUGAGGUUGAGCUGAAGCGUGGUGAAUCAGCUUACAAUGAAGACACCACUUGUGUGGGUUUGGCUCGGUUGGGAAGUGAGGAUCAAAUUGUUGCAGCAGGUUCAAUGGGGCAAUUGCGUAGUGUUGAUUUUGGAGCUCCACUUCAUUGCCUUGUUAUUGUUGGCGAAACUCAUCCAGUGGAGGAAGAAAUGUUGGGGUUUUACACCAUUAAAGAGUAAAAGGCAGGUCUUCAAUGGGGAUCUGAUGAAAUUUUCCCCUCUAAGUUUUGUCAUACCAAAUAGUCUCCCAGUUGCACUGGUGGUUGCUGAUGACGCUUUAGGGCACAGUCCAGCUGUGCUCACGGUAGGACUGGAUCUAUUUAUUCUAUCGGUGAAAGGUUGAGAGUAGCACUUAGCCAUAAUUUUAUUGGACUGGGUAUGGUGUUGCUAGUUAAUUGUACAAACUACAAACUUAGUGCCAAUCAAGUUUUUAUUGUAGUUGUCGGCACAUUUUCCCUUUUUAGGCAACUAUCAACUUGACAACAUCGAAAAACUUUACGAUUUUGGGUAUGAAGUUGGAGGGGUAAACAGUUUUAAUUUUAAAUCUUCUGGAGUGCAUUAGUUUUAAUUUUUUUGAUGCACCAUGUGCGUUGUACAUGUAAGGUUAUUUGUGGUGCAUUUGCUUAUCUGGAACUAUCCAUAUGGUGUAAAUUGUACACAUUUGGAGUGGGCAAAUGAGCAAAAAAUAGUUUUGUUGUACUAUUAUACGGUAUACUUGAU